AAAAAAGAAGAAACAACGGUUGUUAAUUAAAUUGGUGUAAAGGAAAUGGUGGAGUUAGGAGGAGAAGAUCCGUUAGGAAAUGAGAGAGUUUUUGUUUGUAAAGAAAGAAAAUGAGAAUGUUGGGGGUGGAAGGGUGUGAUGAAAGAUGAAGUGGCGAAUAAAAAGUUUUGUAUAUUAAUAGGAAUUGAAACUGACAGCUCAAAGUCAGAGAUCGCAAUUCAAUCCAACACAACACAACACAACACAACACAACACACACUAACCUCCCUUUGCCUUCCCUCCUUGGAACUCCGCAAUUGAAACUCCACCCUCUUUACCGUUUCUCGACGUUUCCCCAUUUUUCCUUCCACCCAUCCAUCCCCCUCCCCCCUUAAUUCCUUUUCUGUUCCCUCAUUCUUCCAUUUCCUCUCCCCUCCCCUCUCCUUUUCUUCUUCGAUUCCCACCUUAAUAUGUCAUACGCCUACCUUUUCAAGUACAUCAUCAUUGGUGAUACUGGAGUUGGAAAAUCAUGUCUUCUUCUCCAGUUUACCGAUAAGAGAUUCCAGCCUGUUCAUGACUUGACUAUUGGCGUAGAAUUUGGUGCGAGGAUGAUUACCAUUGAUAACAAACCAAUUAAGUUGCAAAUUUGGGACACGGCUGGUCAAGAAUCUUUCAGGUCUAUUACGAGGUCCUACUAUAGAGGUGCUGCCGGAGCAUUGCUUGUCUACGACAUCACCAGGAGGGAGACUUUUAAUCACUUGGCUAGCUGGCUUGAAGAUGCAAGACAACAUGCUAAUGCAAACAUGACAAUAAUGCUGAUAGGUAAUAAGUGUGAUCUUGCACACCGAAGGGCUGUCAGCACUGAGGAAGGGGAGCAGUUUGCAAAGGAGCAUGGUUUAAUUUUUAUGGAGGCCUCUGCUAAAACUGCUCAAAAUGUCGAGGAGGCAUUCAUUAAAACUGCUGCAACCAUAUAUAAGAAGAUCCAGGAUGGAGUGUUUGAUGUAUCUAAUGAGUCGUAUGGGAUAAAAGUUGGAUAUGGUGGAAUCCCAGGGCCAUCAGGAGGUAGAGAUGGUGCUACAGCUCAAUCUGGGGGUUGUUGCAGUUAAAUCUUGCUGCUCAAUAUAGUGUAUCAACUUUGAUGUUCUCUUUAAAUUCCUUCGUUAUCUAUGAGUGCCAGAAAACUCCCCCUCCCCCUCAAAAUAGAAGGAAAAGAAAAAAGAAUGAAACCGAUAAUAGGUUAUCAGGUAUUUGUAUAAUCAUUUGUUGUGUUCUGCUUUUUUUUCUUCUUUUCAACAAAGUUAAUUAUGUCUUCAUCAUAUUUGAUUGUAAAGAUAAAUUCAUAUUAAUGCAUGUUAUUGGUGACAAAA
Cucumis melo (muskmelon) is the source of this 1346-nucleotide messenger RNA. Its product is annotated as ras-related protein RABB1c. Gene Ontology annotation, molecular function: GTPase activity; GTP binding. The transcript is spliced from 6 exons. The coding region runs from base 450 to 1085 and encodes 211 amino acids. Gene Ontology annotation, cellular component: Golgi apparatus. Lineage: Eukaryota; Viridiplantae; Streptophyta; Magnoliopsida; Cucurbitales; Cucurbitaceae. The record is from RefSeq and is a predicted model, not a curated record.